AUGAACGAUCAAACAGGCGGGUUCCAUGGGAUUGAGCCACCUACGACUGCUCGAGCUAUUCUUCACACCACUCGUGGAUCGCUGGAGAUUGAACUUUGGGCAAAGGAGACGCCGAUAGCUAGUCGCAACUUUCUGCAGCGGUGUGGUGAAGGUUAUUAUGAUGGCACGACAUUUGGGCGACUCAUUCGAGGGUUCAUAAUUCAAGGUGGUGCUGGAUGGCGUGAUGCAGCAGGUAGUGGAGGAUUUCCAGACGAGUUUCAAUCACGUCUCAAGUUUAAUCGUCGUGGGAUUGUGGGGACUGCGAACGUAGAGGGGGUUCGAAAUAGUAACGGUUCUCAGUUUAUAAUGACACUUGCGCCUGGAGGAGCACCACAGCUGGACGGGAAAAAUACUGUUUUUGGGAAACUGACGCCGCAAAGUUUGUACACUCUUGCGGAAAUGGUAUCUGAUGAUGUGGCAAUGGAGGCACCUGAAGGUGAAGAUGGAGAUGAUCGGCCAUUAUAUCCUGUUGUGAUUGAGCGCGCUGAGGUUGUGGAGCCGUAUUUUAAGGACAUUGAGAUUAAGAGUAUGGAAGAGCGGGCACGGGCCAAAAACGCAGUGAAAGAAGAGAAGCAACAACAAAAGAAAAGGGAGAGUGUUCGGGGGAAGAAGGUGAAACAGCGAGUCAAGGUUGCUUAUGAUGGAGACGAAGAUGAGGAAGAGGAAGAGCCAGCAAAGAAACGCAAGUUUGUGAUGAAAACACCAGCAAUAAAGAGCAAGAAGAAAAAGAUAAUUACAGAAGAGCCUGAGGAGCCUGAGGAGCCUGAAAAGCCUGAAAAGCAUGAAAAGCCUGAAAGGCCCGAGAAGUCAGAGGAGCAAAUAGUACCUGAAAAGAAAGCUAAAAAAAUUCAAAGUAGCCCAGAAGAAUCUCUUCAGAGUAACAACUCGAUACAAAUCGAAUCGUCUUCUUUACAUGCUUCAUCUGUCAAAACGCCAGUAACUGCAGGUGUUUCAGUCAAAACAGCAGCCGAGCUGCGAGCCGAAUUUGAGACACUUAAAUCUGCGCUUAAACAAAAAUCUGAGAAGUCAACAGCAUCCGAAAAGUCCACGGCCAAAGCUAUGGAAGGAGACGACGAAAUGGCACGAUAUGCUAAGGCAUCUAAAGCACGGGCCAAAAAGGGGACUGAGAGAAGGGAAGCUGAAACUUUGGCACUGCUACGCGGUUUCCGUGCACGGCUUGUUGGUGCUACAACCUCGUUUCCAUCGACAGAAGUAAACGCUAAAAAUGGUAGGAAUGAUUCAAGUGAUGAAGAAGCUGGGGGUGAUUUGUCUGACGAAGAGAACGAUGAUCCAUACUCGUUAUACAUGCAUCAGUUUGGGAGCAAAGGUCAUGGAAAUAAUAGGAAAGAAAGAGAAAAAGAAGAUGACGGUGAUAAUGAUGAUGGUGAUGGUGAAGAAGAAGGAGGAGAACCCCGUGAUGAUUCUUUAGGGAAGCAGCAGCAGCAGCAGCGACGGAAACGGUUUGGUGGGGCUACGGUGAGUACACGCGAUGCAAAGUUGAUCGCGCAGGAUGAUGAGAAAAAUAGAAAAGCUGGGAAGUACUUGCGUGAAGACCCUGAUGGGUCAUUAGCACGGAGACAGCGGCAAUAUAGUAGUAGUGUACGUGAAGGAGGUAGUCGGGCCAGAGAGCGGGACGCGUACCGGGCCCGUAAGGCUAAGUCUGGUUUAUAG
Magnusiomyces paraingens is the source of this 1710-nucleotide messenger RNA. RefSeq lists its product as uncharacterized. Gene Ontology annotation, molecular function: peptidyl-prolyl cis-trans isomerase activity. The record is from RefSeq and is a predicted model, not a curated record. The transcript has a single exon. Gene Ontology annotation, biological process: protein peptidyl-prolyl isomerization. Bases 1 to 1710 code for a protein of 569 amino acids. Lineage: Eukaryota; Fungi; Ascomycota; Dipodascomycetes; Dipodascales; Dipodascaceae. Gene Ontology annotation, cellular component: catalytic step 2 spliceosome.